CCGCAGAGUAUUCCGGUGACCGAGCUAUCCGAGACCAUCGUCGGUACGGGAAGCGGCAUCACUCAGCUUCGAUCCGAUCCGCCCAAGCCGAUCCGGUUCUAGCGAGAAAACAGCUUGAAAGUCCAGCUCGAGUUAACAAUAAUCAUCGGCGUCAGAAUUUUACUGGCGGACAACCUGUUGCCAUUGCCGAAGGUGGAGAAGAAGAAGAAGAAGAACAAGCCCCUCCGCCAGCAGUCGUCCGAUCGAGUGCGGUUGUUAUUGACGGUGGACAAUCGGUGGCACCGUCUGUCAUCUACGAAACGUCAUCGUCAUUGGCAUUGCGCUAUGAUGGUGGAUUGAAUUCUCAUCGACAGAAUCAUCCGCACCAAUCAGUAGUAGCAAUAGCAAGAGCGGGAGCAAUUGCCAACAACAACAAGGGUAAUCUGCACCACAGUCAGCCUCAGCUGAGCCAUCAACAAUUGGCUGCGAGUACGACAAGUUCUGACUAUAACCGGAAUCAUCAGCUACAGGCUAAAACUGGUAGCAGCAGUGGUCAUAUAAAAUAUCAACCACCGCAAAAGGCAUCAACAGCAACGACCAAACGCAAGAGAGAAACAGCUGAGUGCGACUGUGGUUGCGUCGAAAGUGCUACGGUCGUUGUGACCACCCCCACAACCAACACCUCCAUCGGUAACGACACCGGUAGCAACAAUAACAACAACAUCAAGGACUGCGACAGCGGCGGCAGUACCGUUGUAGUAGCUGCUGUUUCCUCGGGGGCUAUGGGCGCCCCAUCCAACGGCUCCAAGACGGCACAUUCAAAGGUUGCAACCGGAGGAGGUCAUGCCAACACGCAGACCUCCAGCAAGCGGUCGAGCAGCGGAGCCGACGGCGACUACCAGUUGGUGCAGCACGAGGUGCUCUACUCCCUGUCUGCGCAGUACGAGGUGCUAGAGUUCCUCGGCCGGGGCACGUUCGGGCAGGUGGUAAAAUGCUGGAAGAAGGGCACAAGCGACAUCGUCGCCAUCAAGAUCCUCAAGAACCACCCGUCGUACGCGCGGCAGGGUCAGAUCGAGGUAUCGAUCCUGUCCCGGCUCAGCCAGGAGAAUGCCGACGAGUUCAACUUUGUGCGGGCGCUGGAGUGCUUCCAGCACAAGAACCACACCUGCCUGGUGUUUGAGAUGCUGGAGCAGAACCUGUACGACUUCCUGAAGCAGAACAAAUUUUCGCCGCUGCCGCUCAAGUACAUUCGACCGAUCCUGCAGCAGGUUUUAACGGCGUUGUUAAAAUUGAAACAACUCGGUUUAAUUCACGCUGAUCUGAAACCCGAAAACAUUAUGCUGGUCGACCCGGUUAGGCAACCGUACAGGGUAAAGGUGAUUGAUUUCGGUUCGGCGUCUCACGUCAGCAAAACGGUGUGCAAUACGUACCUGCAGUCGCGCUACUAUCGGGCGCCGGAGAUCAUCCUCGGGUUGCCGUUCUGCGAGGCCAUCGACAUGUGGUCCCUCGGCUGUGUCGUGGCGGAGCUGUUCCUCGGAUGGCCCCUGUAUCCGGGCUCCUCUGAAUAUGAUCAAAUCAGGUACAUAUCGCAGACACAGGGUCUCCCAACCGAGCACAUGCUGAACAGUGCCAGCAAGACGGCCAAAUUUUUCUACCGGGAUGUCGAUUCCACCUAUCCCUUCUGGCGGUUGAAAACGCCUGAAGAGCACGAGGCGGAAACCAACAACAAAAGCAAGGAGGCUCGCAAGUACAUCUUCAACUGCCUGGACGACAUCGGGCAGGUGAAUGUGCCGACCGACAUCGAGGGUGGCCAGCUGCUGGCGGAAAAGACUGACCGACGGGAAUUCAUCGAUCUCCUCAAGCGGAUGCUCACCAUCGACCAGGAACGAAGGAUAACACCGGGCGAAGCGCUGAACCAUCCCUUCACCACGUUGGCCCAUCUGGUGGAUUAUGCCCACUGCAACAACGUCAAAGCGUCCGUCCAGAUGAUGGAGGUGUGCCGAAGGACGGACUCAAUGAUCCACACUUACAAUUUAAGCGUUCAACCCACAACGGCCACCUUGGUGACGAACUUUGUUCCGAACGCCACCGAGAACAUGACCAUCACGUUCAACAAUCAGGUGCAGCGGAUCGUACGGGAGCGUGGUCCCACCUACGACAACCAUCUGUAUCAGAUCUACCGCGGCCGAAACGUCGGCGGUCAGUACAGUAACGGACGGCCGGAUGCAUUCCAGCACCAGCUGGUGUCCAGCAUCCUGUGUCCGCCCGGGUACCAAACGAUGCCCAGUCCGACGAAGCACGUCGUGGUCGGGGGCACUUCAAUGCAACCGCCCCUACAAGUCCCACCGCAGCAGUACGUCAAUGUUCCUGUUCCUGUUUCGAUGGUCGAACCGUCGUCGGGUCAGCGCAUGCUACUGACCAAUGCGGUUCAACCGAACGUUGCCUGGCCGCAGAGUGGACGCCAGGUGGCGAUUGUGCCAUCCUGGUCACAGCAAACCGGACCGCACUCGUUGAUCGUCGAUUCGGCGCCGUUUCUCAACGUGGAGGAGAUCUACCCGAAGCCACACCUCAACAUCCAGACCCGGCACCCGGAGCCGAAGAAGGAAUCACCGGUGCAUCACUUGGUCGUCUCCCGUCACGACAAGAAGGAGAACAACCAACUAUCGCCGGUGAAGAAGCGCGUCAAGGAGAACACUCCUCCCCAUCAACAGCGGUACAACAGCAAUCGGAACACACACAUGUGCCAGCAGUACCACGACGCGGGUGGGUCGUCAUCUUCGUCGUCGUUCUAUCACGGCGGCAACGGUGGCAAUAACGGCAACAGCAGCAGCAAUAGCAAUCAACUGCAGAUCCCACAGCAACAAAUCCAGCAACAGCCACCACAUCACCACCAUUCGUCACAACAACAGCAGCAGCAGCAGCAGCAGCAACAACAGCAGCAGCAACAGCAGUCACAGUCUAGCCAGCUGCAACAGGCCAGUAGCAGUGGUAACCAUCAUCAUCACCAUCACUAUCAGCAAAUCGAUUCCGGUUCGAUGGGUGGCGGUGGUAGCGGUAACGGAAAUGGUGGCAGUGGCAGCGGUUUGGGCGGAUCGAACAAUGUACAAAUUCACCAUUCGUCUUCGUCUUACGGAGGCAAUGGGAGCAGCAGCGGCAUGAUGAUGGGCAGUGGUAACAUCCAUCAUGGAUCGAGCAGCGGAAAUCAUCACGGUAGCGGAGGUCACAUACACCAUAGUCACAGUAGCAGCCACAAUAGUAAACAGCAAACGAUCACGAUCCAUGAUACUCCUUCUCCGACGGCGGUAAUCACCAUCUCGGAUAGUGAGGACGAAACAGCGGAUGUGAAGCAGUUGAUUAACAGUUCCAAAUCGCAACAGCAUCAGUCUACCGGUAUGUGUGGAUCAAGCCAGACCAGUCAGCAGCACAUACGAGGUCAUCCGUCGACGAAUAGCAGUUCCUCGUCCAGCAAUCAAUGUCGAGCAAAUAUGAGUAUGGGUGGUAAUGGCAGCAGUAGCAGCAGCAGCUGCGGAGUUAAACCUUCUUCGUCGUCGUCGUCUAAUAUCCACCAUUCGUCGUCGUCUUCUUCAUUGGCAGCGCUGAAUCAACAGCCACCGCCGCCAAGUGGUAGCAGUUCUCAUCACCAUUCGCAUUAUCACUUGCAGCAGGUACCGCAAUCGCACAUGCAGCAGCAGCAACAGCCACCGCAGUCGCAACACCACACGAGUGUGAUCAGCAGUGGCAGUCAGGUUGGAAGCAGUAGCAUGUGCGGUGGAGGAAGCAACAACCAGUCGGGAACUUUGUCCAGUAGACAACGCAAGAGUACGGCUGUGGCGUCCACCUCGACGGCAUGUGUCACCGUCGGUGAUAGUGAUGGAGAGAACGAUCGGCGCAAUACGCCUAAGCAUCAGACUAUAAAGUACGAGCACCAUGCAGGUCAAUCGCAGAAGAAGCGCCUGCUGGCGAUGGCCCAGAACGAAUGCCUGCUGUCGUCGUCCACCAACCAGUUGCACGUGCCGAAGCAGGAACCAACAGAAUUUGUUGCCUACGAGUAUCCCCAGAUGGACAAGCGCUCCUCAUGGGCUCCACCGGGUUCGUCGUCGCACUACGGAGGGAACAACAAUAGCAGCAGCAGCGGUCACAAACGGGAAUCGUCCGCCUACAUGCCAUCGUCAUCGUCGUCGUCUUCGUCGGCCAAUCAGGGAGGCAGCAGUGGUAUGGGUGGAGGCCCUAUGGGUGGUUCGACACUUGUGACGGUUCCACCACAUGCCCAUGCCAAGAACACACCAACGGGCGGCAGUGGUUCCUCGUGGGGAGCUCCGGUCUACCGUCAGCAUCAGCAAAGCUCCAAUACACCGUUGGGCAGUUCACCGGGAGCGAUCUUGCAGCAGCAGGACAUUUACGCGCAGGGAGACAUUUACCGGCGGUCGGCGGUGUUUGUGGCGCAGGCACCGUACCAGACGUACAACCGGGUGGUUCCGCCGCCGGCGCACAACGCUUCCAGUCGACAGGUUCUUCCGGCGCAUCCGCUUCCGGCGCACAUCCAGUUCCCGACGCAGUACAGCCAGUUUGGUCCGCUUAGUCCGGCUCAGAUUGCCAACAAACACUACUGGUUCGGCGAGUAGACUAGUGCAACGGAUACAAGGCAAGGUAGCAGUAGGAGCUACAUUCUUCCCGAAGAUGACUUGGUAUUUGGUUGGGAAAUACCCCUUGACGUGUGGCUUGCGGUUCAGGGGUAUCCACGGUGAAUUUUCGUCAUUUUUCUUUUAAACAUACAAAAGAGGGGAAUUAAUGGCGCUGUAGAAGAAGGAGGGAAGGCCGCAGCAGUUGUCGCUUUUAGUAGUCGCUCGAAUUAAGAGCUAGAGGGUAAGAUAUGGCUUUGUAAAUUUUCCCCGAGACACGAGACGAAUCAAGUUUUUUCUUUUUUUAAUUCGAUUGCAUUCUGUCUCAAUUGCCUUAUCGCGGAUGUGUAUACAAAAUGCUUUGUCGUUAGGAGGGUUUCUUUGUGUGGUCUUUUCUUUGUACAAAUGCAUUCAUAAUCGAAGACUAGAGAGAACGAGAGAUUAGGCAAGGAGUUAUAGAUGUUGAGUUUCCUAAUAUUUGUUAUCAUAUUACAAAUCACACGUUUUGCGCGCGUAAUACAAUUAUAAUCCACCUUCAUACACAUACGUUCAUUGUAAUGCAGAACUAGAGACAUGAAAUAUGCAAAACGUGUUUGGGUAUAUUCUACUAGUAAGAGUAAUCGAUAGAGGAAGGGAGAAGGUAAAUUAUGGCUUAGAAUGUCCGUCAUCUAAUUAACCUAUACAACUCAGAUAGCGUUUAGGAUUUGGUCCCAUCGAAAUAAGUGACACGGGGAAUGGCUUUUUAGGUUUUGCAAACAGUAAGGACGUCAUAGGAGCGAGAAAGAGAUCGAGGGAGGGAAAUUAUUUACUGAAUGUGAUUAUUUUAUCUACUACCUAGGUAAUAGUCGUUAGUGGUUUAACGUAUAUCUUUCUAAUCAAUUUUUUUUUCACGUAUUUUGGUGAGCAUGAGUCAGUGUAAACAAAUGAAAAUAACCAGACGAAACGAAAAAAAAAAAAACAGCAGGCAAAUUACAAAUACACUCAAACACAGUCGAAGUAAAAUAAUUAAAAACAAUACAUUUAAAGAUCUCACACAUUUAUACUAUUUGAGUGCGCCGCCCCCCCAACCUUCUUAAGUUGAGGAAGGGAGAAUUAUCAAACUUAUUACAACUUAAAGCAUCAAUAGAGUUUUUCGGUUUUGCGUGUGUGAACGUUUCCUGUUUUUAACACUUGGACUCCCGCAACACAAAAUUUGGCGAAGGCGUGAAAAGCGAGCGGAGAAAAGCUCAAAUACAAAUUAAGCGAGUGAUCAGUUCUUGUUUAUUCUGUAAAUAGUAUUUGGUAGUGUUAUCUAAGGCGCGGGGGGACGUGAGAGAGCAGCGUUUAGUACUAAACCGAGCAACCGAGUGGGAAAUACUGAAAACAAUAAUAUAUUUUUGUGCAUAUUUUAUAUUUAUAUAUAUAUCUGUAGGCGAAAACAAAGGAAGUGAGAAGUUGGAGAAAUUAGGGAAGAAAUAAGGGCAAAAUGAAAAUAAAUGUCGACACGAAUGUAAAACGCUUUGGCAAACCACGAAGAUGUUUGGAAGAACGAUUAUGAUUGUUUUUUUUUCUCUCGUUUUUGGAACUGCCUUAGGGCUUUUUUUUUCGUUCAAUCACCAUCAUCAGGAAUUAGGAAAUGAAGAGGUUGAAUAAUGUGUAUAGGACGGACGGCGGUUGGUUAGCAGUAGAACUGAGUGGAACAAUUGGAUCUAUUUUGGUUUUUACGGAUCAGUUCAGUUAAUGGAAAUGGUCGGGUAUGUUGAUAAGAUGCUUGUGUCCAUAACAUUUGUUCACACUAGCUGUUCACUGAGGUAAAAGAACGAAAGAAUUCCAUAAGUACCACUGAUCAAUUUUCGACAAAAGGAUUUCUUAUGGAAAUCAAGUUUGGCUUACGAAACAGAAUUCAAAAUUUAUCUUAUGAAACUUGAAAAAAAGUAAUGGUCCUUAUAACGGGUGUACCUGUGGCGCACACAGUCAAUUCCCUUGCGUAUGACGUUUACACACUACUGCCAUCUGUUCAGCGUACUACCCACCACAGUGUGCUCAACAGAUGGCGAUAAUGUUUCAGCGACGAUUUUUUACAGUGAGAAAUAUUCAAUGUGUUAUGUAUGUUUGUCUGUGGUCGCUAUAUUCAUAGUCUGGCGGAUAGAAUCUCGGGAACCAAUUGAGCUGUCAAAUAGCGGAACCAAUCGAGCAAAUCACGACCAACAACAUAAAAGAGCACAUCAGCUAUUGCGAACAAAACUUCGGAAACCGUUUUCUCGUGACUCAAGGCUCGCCUACACUAAGUAACACCAUCUUUGGGUUGGGGAAAGUUUCCCCUAUCCGAUGAUGCUGCCGAGGAUGCUGCGAUAAUUUGCGUUCGAUUGGCGAGGAAAGAAUAAUCAACGUUUUGUUUAUAAAAGUUGAUAGUACCUUUUCAAAUGUUGAUCUACAAUACAUUGAAUUGGUUCCGCUUUUCGAUGGAACAAAAUUCUAUCCCCCAGACUAUAAAUAUAGCGACUAUAGUGUAACUGCAAGGUGAAACCUAAGACCAGACAGGACAUCUGGCUUCUUUUUAUUCUUCAUUCGCUCCUGCAGUCCCUGUUGAACAUUAUCCGUGCUAAAUCAACACAAACAGUUCUGACAGUAAUAUUGAGCACAUCUAAAACAAAAAAAAAACAAUCUUGAAGUCAAAAAUCAAUCAAUUAGCGACUGGAUCCAAAUCUAUACCCCAGUUGUCUCCCCAUAGGGUGAUCCCCCUAGGGUGAAACGAAGCAUGAGUUAUGAACAUCAUAAAAGUGUCUUAUGAAAUUAAAAUUAUUCAGGUCCACAAGUCAUGUCUUACGGGGAUGGCCCAGGCGUAGUGGUUAACAUCCUUACCUAUCACGUCAAAGUCACGAGCUCAAAUCUCAUCUCCGAAAAAAAUCACGAAUGCCCCAAGAGUUUUUUCACAGAGAACAGACAUCCAAGUCAAAUUCCUGAAGUGUGUAAGAAAUUUAACUGCUUUUUUGAAUAGACUAGCAAUAUCGUGGUGGCGCUAGUGUCGUUGUCCAUCGACGUCGAUGAACAUAAAUGUCAAAAUUGUUGUGAGCAA
Messenger RNA from Ochlerotatus camptorhynchus, 7653 nucleotides. It is a transcript of the gene Hipk, whose product is annotated as Homeodomain interacting protein kinase. Gene Ontology annotation, molecular function: protein tyrosine kinase activity; protein serine/threonine kinase activity; ATP binding. The transcript has 10 exons. Gene Ontology annotation, cellular component: nucleus; cytoplasm. Gene Ontology annotation, biological process: peptidyl-serine phosphorylation; peptidyl-threonine phosphorylation. Lineage: Eukaryota; Metazoa; Arthropoda; Insecta; Diptera; Culicidae. Bases 762 to 4601 code for a protein of 1279 amino acids. The record is from RefSeq and is a predicted model, not a curated record.